Molecule: messenger RNA, 278 nt
Organism: Geodia barretti
Lineage: Eukaryota; Metazoa; Porifera; Demospongiae; Tetractinellida; Geodiidae
Source: the annotation of a GenBank genome assembly
GACGACACUGCAGAGAGUGUCGAGUUGUUGACAGAAUGGCAGAAAUGGGGACCCCGGCAGGCGGGGCCACGCCAGGACCUGGCGUCCCUGGCACGGCUGGCACCUCCACCAAACAGCCCAUGAUCUACAUCUGUGGAGAAUGCCAUGGGGAGAAUGAGAUCAGACCACGUGAUCCAAUCCGUUGUCGGGAGUGUGGGUAUAGGAUCAUGUACAAGAAGAGAACCAAACGAAGUAUCCUUAUCUUUUCCCCGACUUACGAGUCGCAGUCCUGUAACUAG